This is a messenger RNA of Haplochromis burtoni (Burton's mouthbrooder), 1096 nucleotides long. RefSeq names its product myelin-oligodendrocyte glycoprotein-like. The transcript has 2 exons. NCBI's taxonomy places the organism in Eukaryota, Metazoa, Chordata, Actinopteri, Cichliformes, Cichlidae. The record is from RefSeq and is a predicted model, not a curated record.
UUCACCUUACGUGCAUUAAUUUAAUAACAUAAAAAAAUAUAUGUUACUCUUCUCCCCUCCCCCUCUUUUUCCCUUUUCUGGGAGGCAGUGGGGAGGUAGAGCGUACAGUUCGAUCCGGCGGGGAGGUGUGGGAUACCAGAUCAGGGGCCCCCCUUCUGGCACAGAAAUAACAGUUUAGCAUGAACCAGUGACACUGAUCAACCCUGGCAAUGCCUCCUUGGAUGAGGGUGUCUAGUGUAAAUGGCAAAACACCCAAUGAAUGCAUUGGGUAAAAGGAUUGUAACAUCUCCUUUUACUGAAUCAAGUAACUUCUUCAGUCUCCUCCUCCUUUAGUUUGUGUUUUAGUAUUGUUCAUGGUUCAGUUUCCUUGUUUUUCCAUGUCUCUCGUACAUGUAAAGUUAUGUCUCCAUGAUUAUUCAUGUCUCCCAGUUACUGUUAAUCUUGCAUGUCUUGAGUCUCUGUCUGUUUCCUGUUUUAUUUUGACAGUUCCAAGUGGUUGGUCCAUCUGAGCCAGUUGUGGCAAUAGUUGGUGAUGACACUGUGUUACCAUGCCAUCUGGAUCCUGCUGUGAAUGCUGCUGAUAUGACAGUAGAGUGGACACGAUCUGACCUCACACCUAAAUUUGUGCAUGUUUGGCGUGACGGCGUGGAGCUCGUGAAUAAAAAAAAUGAAGCUUACAUGGAAAGAACAUCACUACCCAUUAACAACCUGAAGCUCGGAGACAUUUCACUAAAACUCUCCAAAGUGAAACUGUCAGAUAGGGGAUCAUACAAAUGCUUCAGUCCUGCGCUUAGUGGACAAGCUAGUGUUGAGCUUGUUGUUGGUAAGUGGAGAUAUAGUCUUUGUACAGAAAGGUCAAAAUGAGAUCUAAUGUUGGAAAUCAUCAGUCAAUAUUUAGUUUAGAAAAAAAACAACAUUGUUAGUAGUAAAAAAUCAUAAGGGUAAAAAAUACAGAAUAGUAGAAUAGUGUUUUUCAUGUCACUGUUAAAUGGUUUAAAUACAGUUGGUGUACAAGUAUUCAGUGCAUUUGCAAUAAAUUUAAUGGCCCUUUAGUGUUGCUACUAGUUAUGGUGACCAAUGUGUUUUCCCUUUUCAA